Molecule: messenger RNA, 318 nt
Organism: Naegleria fowleri
Lineage: Eukaryota; Heterolobosea; Eutetramitea; Acrasida; Naegleriidae
Exons: 1
Coding region: 1-318 (105 amino acids)
Source: RefSeq, a predicted model, not a curated record
AUGAAGAAGGUUGUCAUUUUCCUUUUGGUUGCAUUGAUUGCCCUCCUGGUCUUCACUGUUGUUGCACAACAACAGCAAUCGAAUUCUCCCACCCAAGACGAUAGUGCUGCUGGUGCUGCUGAUGAAAUGGGACAAGGUCCAAUGGCCUAUGAAGAUGAGUGGGAUGAAGAACAAAGUUCCUAUGAUCAACAAUACAAUUAUCCCUCCUAUUCGUAUGGUCAACAGCAACAACAAUACCCUUAUAACUAUCAACAACAACAAUAUCCUUACUACGAUCAACCAUAUAAUUAUCCAUAUCAACAACAAUACUACUAUUAA